This is a messenger RNA of Sebastes umbrosus (honeycomb rockfish), 3431 nucleotides long. RefSeq names its product coiled-coil and C2 domain containing 1A (gene cc2d1a). NCBI's taxonomy places the organism in Eukaryota, Metazoa, Chordata, Actinopteri, Perciformes, Sebastidae. The record is from RefSeq and is a predicted model, not a curated record. Gene Ontology annotation, cellular component: nucleus. The transcript has 28 exons. Gene Ontology annotation, molecular function: RNA polymerase II cis-regulatory region sequence-specific DNA binding; DNA-binding transcription repressor activity, RNA polymerase II-specific. Bases 231 to 3215 code for a protein of 994 amino acids. Gene Ontology annotation, biological process: regulation of transcription by RNA polymerase II.
UCGUCCUGCCGUAAAGCGCGAUGUGCGGUUGCCGUUGGAGACGCAAUAUAGGAAGUAAAUUCCACAGCCUUGCUUGUUGUGACAGCUGGAGCUAAACCUUAAACUACAUCUGCCUGCUUUAUUAUAUCCUCUCUCUCUUCUGCUAUUGGUUCUUGUCGACAUAAACUACCGACCUGACUAGCUAACAUAUCGCUGAAAGGUAACGUUGGUGACAGACAGCCCAGCAGCCCAUGAGUCGCAGUAGGAACCCCCCUCCCAGGGGUCAAGGGGCAGCAAGAGCCAAACAGAUGGGCCUGCUCCUUGACCUGACCCCGGAUGGAGGGAUGGAUGAUGAUGGGAAUGAUGAAGACCUGGAGGCAGAGCUGCUGAAUCUGGUGGGAGGAGGUGGAGGGAGACCACAAGGGAAGAAAGGUGACGGCAAAGCUCCUGUUCCCAUGGCUGAUAUAGAGCGAAUGGCAGCUCUGUGUAUGAAAGACCUGGAUGAUGAGGACAUGGGGGAUGACGAUUUGGAUGAUGAAGACCUGCUGGCAGAACUGAAUGAGGUUUUAGAGGAUGAUCGGGAUCAAACUCCUGCUCCCACCCCCCCUGCGGUCACGCCGACUGUUCCCAAAGUGAGCAUCACAUCCCACUCUGCACCUCCUACUGCUCCUAGUGGUGCGACUGGGGUGGAGGCUCGCCUAUUGGAGCGCAUUGAAAUGUACAAGACAGCCAUUUCCAAUGCCAAGGCUGCGGGGGAGACGAGCAAAGUUCGAAGAUACGACCGUGGGUUAAAGACACUGCAGUCCAUGUUGACAUCCGUCAAGAAAGGAAAAGCAGUCAAUGAGGAGGAGAUGCCGCCUCCAGUUGCUCUCGGUGGAAAGCCCAACGUCACAGCCGAGUCUGAGUCGAUCAAGGAACGCGAACUGCCAGAGCCCACGCUGACGCCCUCUCCUCCCACAAAUCUGAAACCUCUAAGGGAGGCUGCGCCAACAGCUCUUAAUACGAAGCCGCUCCAUCUGACCGUGCCCCAAAAGCCUGCUGCUGCCAUCACCCCGGGAACACCUGCCAUCUCUCCCCUCACCCCCGGCCAGCCCAACGCACAGCACUCAGAGCUGAAACAGGCAGUGUUGUCCAGGCAGCGGGAGUAUAAGAUAGCCGCCAUACACUCAAAACAAGGCGGGGACAUAGACCAGGCAAAACAGCACUACCUCACUGCCAAGAAGCUGGACGUGCUGGUGGAGGCACUGGACAGAAACGAACCAGUAGACCUGAGCUCACUACCUCCUCCUCCUGGAGAUGAAGUUGCAGAACCCGUUGCACCUCCUCCUCCUCAGUCUUCCUCUAAACCUGCUGCCCCCGCUGCACCCGCACCCACCCAGGUGGCCACUGCCGAUCUGCCUGCUCCCAGCAGUUUGGGAGAAGCCCUGCAGCAGAGGAUGGAUAUAUACAAGUCAGCAGCAGAGGGAGCCAAGAGCAAAGGAGAUGAUCGUAAGGCUCGCAUGCACCAGCGCAUUGUCAAGCAAUACCAGGACUCCAUGAGAGCUCACAAAGCUGGACGUCAAGUCAACUUGUCUGAUCUACCUGUGCCGCCAGGCUGUCCACCAUUUCAGGGCUCAGAGGGGGGUCAGCAGAACUUCAUGGGUGUCCUGGAAACAGCUAUGAAAAUAGCUAAUCAGAAUGCAGACGCAGAAGAUGAUGAAGAGGAUGGACGAAGAGAGGCUGCCAAGCCUGCAGUGCGUCCACCUGGCCUUAAAGCAAAGUCUCCAGCUCCUCAGGCCCCCGGAGGCUCCUCAGCUCCAAAACUGGGAGCUAAAGCCCAGCAGCAAUUGGAUUUCCUGUUGCUAAGGCGACAAGCUUUUUUGCGCGCAGCGCUGCGCUCAAAACAGAUGAAGGACAUGACUGGAGCAGCGCAGCACCUCAGACAUGCCAAGGGACUGGACCCCAUGGUCACUGCUGCCAAGUCUGGCCUACUUGUUGAUAUCACCAAGAUUCCCAGUGCUCCAGUCAGUGAGGAGGACUACUCCCUGGCUCGCUCCCGCACCUCCCCUCUCUCCCCUCGCUCCAGCGAACAGUACCACGGCCUCAUGGAACUCUUGCGGAAGCAGCAUGAGAAAUGUUUGGGAUACUCUCAACAGCUCACACUCAUGGGAAAUGUGGCUGAGGCUCUGAAGUUUGAGAAGCUAGUGGAGGAGUGUAUGAAGAACAUCGAGAUACUGAAGAAUGCCCACGCCAAGGGCCAGCCAGUCCCCAAGUGCCACACAGAGGAGAGGACCCUCAACAUUGUCAAGAUCAACCAAAACCUGACACCUAAUGACCUUAUACUGUACAUCAACAAAGGCAUCAACCUACCAGCUCCCUCAGGUGUCUCACCUGGCGAUCUGGAUGCCAGUGUGAAGUUUGAGUUUCCUUUUCCCAGUUCGGAGGAAGCUCAGAGGGACAAAACGAGCACAGUGAAGAGCACCAACAGCCCAGAGUUUAAAGAGACUUUCAAACUCAACAUCAACCGCGCCCACCGGGGCUUCAAACGAGUCGUGCAGUCCAAAGGCGUCAAGUUUGAAAUCGUCCACAAGGGAGGCCUGUUUAAGACAGACAAAGUUGUGGGCACUGCUCAGCUGAAGCUAGAGGCUCUAGACAACCACUGUGACAUUAGAGAGAUAAUAGAGGUGAUGGACGGACGUAAAGCUACAGGUGGCAAGUUGGAGGUGAGAGUGAAGAUCAGAGAGCCUUUAUCGGGAGUUGAUCUCCAGCCGGUGACAGAGAAGUGGCUGGUUCUCGAUCCUGUGUCUUCCCUUUCUCCCCCAGAGAGACAAAAGGAACGCGCUCCAUCUCCUCGGUCUAAACCCAGAAACGAAGCAAGCAGCAGGAGCAGUCAUCCCAACAACUCUCCUCCACAGUACAAACUCCACAGCUUCAGCCUCCUCAACCACGACAGGGAGCGUCUAGAGAGAAAGAUUGCAGAGUACAGAAAGGCGCGACGGGAUCCCCCAUCUGACCUCGUCCAUCAACACAAGGAGGUCACACACAGACUGCAGUGGCAGAAAGCGCAGCUGGAGAGAGCCUCUUCUGCUCAACUGACAGAGUAUGAAAAUGUGCUGCAGCGCUCCGUCCAAGGCUAUAGUGACUCUGUGAAGAAAUACUCCAGCCAAGGCAACAGGGACGCUGCCAAGGAUGCACUGGGCAGGUUGAAGAUGGUAGAGAAUGAGCUGGAAUCGCUGAAAAGGAAACGCACGGGAUGAGAGGAGAGUAAGGGAGUGGAGACUUGGCUUGAGUACUGUUAUAUCAUCUCUCUCUCAUACACACUCCUAUACAAACACUACAGCGGGGACUUUUAGCACAUUUAGCAUGAUUCCAUGCUGCUCAUGUCCAUGACAACUGCAUGAACCAACAUACAAUCAAAUAACUUGUCACGUGUGGUUAGUCACAGUAAUUAAAAAGAAAUCUUUCACUACAAA